Messenger RNA from Caenorhabditis bovis, 1023 nucleotides. NCBI's taxonomy places the organism in Eukaryota, Metazoa, Nematoda, Chromadorea, Rhabditida, Rhabditidae. The record is from the annotation of a GenBank genome assembly.
AUGAAUCGCAAAAUGAUGGCGUGCUCGGAGGACGAGUUUCGUUCCGACGACGACGAGGAAGCGGCUUCCGGCGACGAGGAGAUGAUUGUCGCGUCGAGACCACCGCCGUUUUAUGAGAGCGUUCGCGCGUUCGCACCGUCGCAUAUGCACAUCUCGUGCCACUACGAUAUACCGUACACACCGCACUUGAUACAACCGCAGGUGUGCGGUGUGAGCACGUUCACCUACACCAGAGAGUUUCCACCGCCGCCGCCGCAGUUUUUUGGCGACAACUCGCUACAGGCGCCCGGUUACUGUAAGAUGGACGAGCAUGAAGGAAUGAAAUCCGAUCGUCCGUUCGUCGUUUUCGACGCCUCGUCAAACAUGGACAUCGUCGGCGACGUCUACUGCACGGUGCCAGGCCGAACGAGUCUGUUGAGCUCGACGACGAAAUACCGGGUGACGGUGGGCGAGAUUCAGCGGCGAAUCUCGCCGCCCGAAUGCCUCAACGCCUCGCUUCUCGGCGGCAUUUUGAGAAAGGCGAAAUCGAAAGACGGCGGCAAGACGCUUCGCGAUUCGCUCAAAAAGCUCGGCCUCACACUGCCGGCUGGACGUCGCAAGCAGGCGAACGUGACCGCGUGGACGGCGCUCGUCGAAGAGGAGGCGUUGCAUAUGGCGAAGGAUUUCGCGGCGGUUUGCGAGAAGGAGUUCCAUUCGCGCGAAAUCGGCGUCUAUUUGACGAAGAACGCGUUGAGCAUCGAUCCCGACGUGCUCAAACGUCGCAAUUGUCUUGAAAUGAGCAGAAAAAUCAUCGGCGAGCUCGGCGAGCUGCUCUCAAGCGACCGUACCCCGCUGACGCCAUUUUUGCCGAGAAACAACCUGCCGCUCGAGCCCGCAAUUCAGCAACAUCUCUCGCAUUUCACAUUGAUGACGCACGGCUUCGGCAACGUCGCCAUGUGCGCCGCGCUCGAAUCCGUCAAACUCAUGAUCGACGAGAGCAUCAAGUACAUCGACAGAUGCUGCUCUCAGCAAAUGUGGCGUUAA